AUGUCGCUCAAUGAUUUGAGCAAAUUUACAAACAUGAAAGAUACAGAUUCAAUCCAGGCAACUGGAAGUUUGCUCAACUUUAGCCCUGAAGGUGAAGGUAAGGAACUUUAUACUACUUGGGAGGAAGUGCAUGAUACUUUUGACUCUAUGGGCCUUCAAGAAAAUCUGUUGCGAGGAAUUUAUGCCUAUGGUUUUGAAAAUCCAUCUGCUAUUCAGCAGAGAGGUAUUGUUCCUUUUUGCCGAGGCCUUGAUGUUAUCCAGCAAGCACAAUCAGGAACAGGAAAAACUGCAACAUUUUGUUCAGGAAUCCUACAACUGCUGGACUACAAUCUCCAGCAUUGCCAGGCAUUAGUUUUGGCACCAACUCGGGAACUGGCACAACAAAUAGAAAAAGUUAUGAGGGCACUUGCUGAUUAUCUAGAGGUAAAAGUACAUGCCUGUGUUGGAGGAACAAGCAUCCGGGAGGAUCUCCGUAUUCUCCAAUCUGGUGUUCAGGUUGUUGUGGGGACACCUGGUAGGGUUUAUGACAUGCUCAAUCGCCGUGCUCUGCGCUCUGAUUAUAUUAAAAUCUUUGUUCUUGAUGAAGUAGAUGAAAUGUUGUCAAAAGGGUUCGAGGACAAGAUACAUGAAAUCAUUCAAUUGCUUCCUCAAAAACUCCAAGUUGGUGUUUUCUCGGCUACAAUGCCUCCUGAAACCCUCGAGAUCACAAGGAAGUUCAUGACUAAUCCAGUCUGGAUUCUUGUCAAGAAAGAUGAGCUUACUCUAGAGGGUAUUAAACAGUUCUAUAUCAAUGUGGACAAAGAGGAAUAUAAGCUUCACACACUGUGUGAUUUGUAUGAAACCCUAGCAAUAACACAAAGUGUGAUUUUCAUCAAUACCAGGAGACAGGUUGAUUGGCUCACAGACCAAAUGAGAGCUCGUGAUCACACAGUGUCUGCAACUCAUGGUGAAAUGAACCAGAAUAGCAGAGACAUCAUUAUGAGAGAAUUCAGAUCUGGUUCUUCCAGAGUGCUGAUUACUACUGACCUUUUGGCCCGAGGUAUUGAUGUUCAACAAGUUUCUCUCGUUAUCAAUUAUGACUUGCCAACAAAACCAGAAAAGUACCUCCACCGUAUAGGUCGUAGCGGAAGAUUUGGUAGGAAGGGUGUGGCAAUUAACUUUGUCACCCGAUCUGAUAAGGGAGCGCUCAUGGAUAUACAAAAAUUCUACAAUAUAGUAAUUGAAGAAAUGCCAACAAAUGUUGCAGAUUUGAUCUGA
Messenger RNA from Cryptomeria japonica (Japanese cedar), 1257 nucleotides. Its product is annotated as eukaryotic initiation factor 4A-6-like. The record is from RefSeq and is a predicted model, not a curated record. The transcript is spliced from 4 exons. NCBI's taxonomy places the organism in Eukaryota, Viridiplantae, Streptophyta, Pinopsida, Cupressales, Cupressaceae. The coding region runs from base 1 to 1257 and encodes 418 amino acids. Gene Ontology annotation, molecular function: ATP binding; RNA binding; RNA helicase activity.